UGCGCAGCGCGCGCGACGCGCCGUUUGUUCAAAACUUUGUAAAACAUCGCGCGAAUGCAUGGACACAUGAUGUUUAGGAUUCAACAAGUGAUGUGACUGUGAAUUGAUAUAUUGAGAAGUGUGUUUUUGUGUGGGAGUUGAUGUGAUUCAUUUGCAUGAUCGAUAAAUGAAUUAGUUUUUAACUUGGAUGACCCAUUAUUAUUAUCGUGGGAACAUCCAAGUGCAUUGCUUUAUUAAAGACAGAUGUGACUGAAGUGAGUUCUGUGGAACAAGCAUAUGGGGCAAUGCGUGUCCCGGAGCCAUCCGGGCCCGUAUUCCUUUUCUCGACAUUACGAUGCCGAGAGCUUAGCCAGCAGUGUCAGCGGAUACACCAAAAAGGGUCACUCAGAAUCCAAGGGAGCUAAGAAGAGAGACAAGAGCGUUGGCAACGGCAAUGGCAAGCCCAGCCGAGGCGUGGCUACCUCGUUUGGUUUCCGACGCCGACCGGCCAGUACCUCCCGAGCUGACGACAACGCUAGGAGGAAGCAGAAACCACAUGACAAGAACGGGAAUGGAGGAUCUUCAGAAGAUCUCCGUGCGGAGGAGGUGUUGUCAGGGCGGUCGACGCCCCUGGCGCGCCCGCGCAAGGAGGCUGCAGGGCAACCACUGCGCACCAACAGGUUCGGUUUCAGACAACCACACAGCAAGACGGCGAAGGUCGGGGACGUAAGCAUUGCUGCCGAGCCGGCGUUCAAUGUCACGGGCAAAGACAAGGAGACCGCCAUCAAUAAUAAUGCACUAGAUAAGAAAAUUACACCUGGUUUUAACCAGCUGCCGCUCCUGGCGACCCAAGUUUCGUCGACAGGACAAACGACAAUCGUGGGUGCUGCUGGGCUUCCCAAGACCGUCACCAAGCAGACGGUCAUACUGACCUACCAACCGCAGCAGUAUUCUGUACAGGAGGGUCGGGCAAAGCCAGUGGCGAGAACUGCCGAGCCCCGGAGUAAUGCAUCUAGGGCUCCAGGCAUCACGGACAAGCCCCCCGGGAAGUAUACCUUUAUGACCAACCAGCUUCCUCGCCCGCAGUACCCCUCCGUUAAGAAUAUAGAUGCGAAGACUGCUAAACAGGUGGUCAACAAUUCGAGGAAGGCUAGCGCUUCCGAAGGAUGGAGAGAAGGUGCUGGCUCAGCGAUAUCCAGUGACUCCGGGGUGUGGACCGGCGGGGAGGGGGGCGCGACGGGGGAGGGGUCCCCGCACUCGCGCCGGCGCCCGCGCAACCUGGAGAUGGUUAUGAAAGGCUCCCACAGCUUCCAUUUGCGUGAACUUCAGGUUGCUGAUCUUGAUAUCAUGGAUGACGCUGUAGUCACCGGGCACACCGUGAUUCCCCUGCCCAAACUACCCAGUUCCUUCGACGAACUGACCCCUGAUUACGACGUUUCCCCCACUCCCACCUACAAGCCUCCUUCUCCUAUCCUCUCCAAGCCUACUCCGACUCCUGAGACCUCGCAACGACAAUCGUCUCCCAUGACAACCUUGGAGCGGUACAGGAAUAGGAACAGGCCCAGUAGAAUUCUGACCACGGAUUUCAAGGACGAGGAGAAGUUUGUCCUGGAUCGAGCUCAACCGGAGCUGCUUAAUAAACAGAACUCCUUCAUAAAGUCUUCAAGCGGUGUGGCGUCGCCCACCACCGUUAACUCCAGCAAGGAAUCUAGUCCUUCCUGCAAGAGUGAGGAGAGCCACUUUGGGAAUAGCAGUGCUUGGCACAACCACGCUGGAGAAGCUAUGGCUACCAGAUCUCAAGAUGACGUAUCCAUCGCCCUCAGCGUGUCAAGCUGCGAAGAUGACAAAUCUAAGUUCGACACCAAAGAGCUGCAAAAGUUCCCCGAGAUGGAGGUGCCAAAGAAGACCAUUGUCAUCGCGGACGAGCCGCCGGUGCCGCAUCCGCUGCUGAUGAAAUCUUUGACUCUUAGUCAACACGAUUCUCUGCGUGGUACAAUGAUGGGUUCAAUGACCAGCUCUAACUACAGCACCACCAGUACAUGCACCAACCAGAGCGGCGACCACCACAACCUCACGCUCACACUAGAAGACUCUAAAUUCGACAUGUCAGCUUUGGAAACUUCUACUCAGAGUCUACUAGACGAUGAAACGUCACCUGCAGAUAGUCUCAUCUCGUCUACCAGUACCAGUGACUCGAACAAUGAGCUGCAAGUUGAAAGGGACCCACCAUCGAUAUCGUCAGCGUACCAAACUGCUAACACGAAGACCAGGUCCCCAGAACCCAUAGAAGACAGGGAUGGAAUCGAUGGAGAGUUGCUUCAACCCUUAAAAGAAGUCAUUGAGAUAAGAAGUAAUAGCGGAGGAGAAAGUAAAAAUGUGACCCCGGAAUCUCCUGGCACACCAACUCAUGCCUCUGGGUCUUUGUCGCUCUCUGAUGGAAGAGAUUUCUUCGACGACGAAAUUGCUGAUCAACCAGCAUUACUAUUUCGCAAAAACACAGAUGGAAGCCCAUCGAACAAGGCAGUAGAAUCCGACGCAAGCAGACAAUUAAGAAGGUCAAGGGAACGCAUCUCUUCAAGUCCACUAGUUCAAAGAAAUCGAAAAUUACUGGGCGCUAAAAACGGAGGCGCUGAACGGACACCGUCGUUGGACACGUUAUCGAGCCUGGCUUCCGACGACCUCAUGAUGGACAACGACUUAGCCCAGUCCAUCACAAGUCUGCAAAGCGUUGAUGAUUACAUUGAAAGAUUGGAUAGUUCCCUUCGAAGUGGCCUGAAUUCGCUAGACGAAAGGCAACUUCGCCAAGAACUGUCCUCUUCGAAGGCAGCCAUUCGGCAGUGGAGCCAACUGUUAGAACAAAACAACAUGUUGGACCGGCAGUUGGCAGCCAUGGCGCAGGGGAAAAGUGCACCCGACUCGCUCACAGCUAGUAACACCAGUCUUUCUAAUAUUGGAGCCAGUUUGCCAGUGCGCACGGCGCGGCUACUGCAGCGUUCGCGCACGCAGACGCCGUCGGAGGGUGGCGCGAGCGAUGGCAGCGCGUCCCCUGCGCCCGCGCCGGAGACGCUGCUGCAAGACGUGGUCGAUAUCAAGACCUUGCUGUUGCAGCUUAAAAGGGUAUUGCAGGAGCCCGGGGAGGAGCUUCAUUCGAUGAGUAGCGAGACUCUCGACCCGUUGCUGGCGGCGUGCGCGGAGAGCCCCGCGCGCGGCAACGGGCGGCGCCCCCCGCACCCCGCCGCGCCCCGCGACGCGCUGCCGCCCGACGCCUGCGCAGAGAUGCGCAGGCAGAUACUCUAUCUACAGGGCCAGUUAGAGGAGCGCGACCGGCUGGUGCGCGUGCUGCAGCAGCAGAUGCUGCGCAUGGCCGAGCACCACGAGCCGCGCGCCGACGACACCUGCAACGUGGCCACGCAGACUGACCGGUUGCGGCCGCCGAGCACAGCGCUAUCGAGUUCUGAAAAUUCCGGAUUAGUGAGUUGGAAUGAACAAGCAAGCGUGAGGAAGCUGCCGGCAUACAGUGAAGCACAAAAGACUAAGAGACCUGUUACCAACGGGACUGUGAAAUGUCAGUGCGGUGUUAGAAAAGUGAAUGGACUCGCUAACGGAGACGACAACGGACAGACAGACAAACGGACUGACGUGCAUCUCAGGGUUAACAGUCGCGUCGGUUCUAAAUAUCUACAAGCUUUGGCCAAUAACUCUGACAAUCGGAGGUACAUCAAACGCGAUUCUUCAGUAGGGGAGAAGAGUGAAAGGAAGACUUUAUACUCGAGCAGAUCUCGGUCAAUAGAAAACUUCCAUAAUUCCAACUACCAGUUUUAUUCUAACGAACCGGUCAAACACUCGGUUAUAGAGGAGAAUUCGCUUAUGAAGCAUCAAUCGUACGGUGAUUUAUACAACGGCAGAAUCAGCAGUAAGGAAAGCGUUAACGGAAACAGACACAGUCCCAGUCUAACUGGACAGUCCACGGAUACUGAUUACAGUUCUGACGGUGGAUACAAAUCACUCCCGUCAUCAAUCAACUGCAAUGGAUACUCGCCCAAAAAGGUGAGCGGUAUCCCUAGAAGAUCAAUUGAACAAAAGUUUCUGAACGCAAAACCAGUAAAAACUAGCGCUAUUUGAAUGCUAUAAGCGAAUUCUAGCUAACAUGACCGAUUGAACGUUUCGUUAUAAAUCACACGGAUUUGUAGUAACGCUGGCAAAGUCGACAUCAUUUGAUUGACGCCAUUUUGACGCUGAACUGUUGGUAAAAGUAUUCGAAGCUUUACAAAACGUUGAAACUAGUCUAAAAUCGAAGAGUUUCUAAUCCAGAGUUACAACACGGCUUUAUUGCGCCUAAAUGUGAUAAUGCAAGCAGACUUAUAAGACAGUGAUGUUUGUAUAUAUUUGCUUUUGUAUGUUAUCAACUUAUAAAUCCUUUAGGGUUUGCUGAAUGUAGUGAUAGAUUAAGAGAAUUCAAAAAGAGAAUAUUCUAACAUUUGUUCCAAAUGAAUUCUCUUGACCAAUCACAAGCAUUUGAAGGCACGUGAUGUUUGGGUCCGAAGCGAAGCUAGCAACGCUUGUUCGCAUUUACUUUCCACUGCGAGGCUAAUUAUUAUGUUAGUUAAGCUAUGUUUAUUGGAUGCCAAAUUAUACGAGGUAAUCUUAUCAGUCCAAUGUUAAUCGUAAAAUUACAAAUUGCACACGUGAGAAGGAGAGUCAUGACCUAUCUUAACAAGUAUCCGAGGUUAACUUUAAUAGGUACGUAAGUCUCUGGGCAUAUCAAGAGGAUUGUAGAUAGGUGCUGCUGUGCUGGUUAUUGUUUGAAUACUAGUCCUUAAAAAUAUGCAUUUGUAUGAAACAAAUACUUUAUAAUCCAAUCUUUUAAAAAUUAAUUUUAAACAAAACGUACUUUAUCAUAAAAUUGGACAAUUAUUUGAACUAGCUUUGUGUGACAAAAUUCUGACUCAUCUUCUCAUGUAUCAUAUCGUCGUUUGACAUGAAAUGUAAAUUUCAUUUACUUUACGCAAAUUUCCUAUGAGUAUAAAAGCUAAUACAUCUUUGACCUCCUGUAUAGAACAGUUAGCGGGUUAUUUAACCAGGAUCUAAUUUUGUAGAUUUAAUUUACAAAUUUAUAUACAGGCGAUAAAAUGUUAUCUUAGAUUUUCUAUGGUAGACAAACUAGUAGAUAAAGCUGUAAUAUGUGAUAAGAGUGGCUGUAAGACCUUAUAAUUUUAAACAUUAUAU
Molecule: messenger RNA, 5205 nt
Organism: Amyelois transitella
Lineage: Eukaryota; Metazoa; Arthropoda; Insecta; Lepidoptera; Pyralidae
Exons: 24
Coding region: 277-4101 (1274 amino acids)
Source: RefSeq, a predicted model, not a curated record